Maylandia zebra (zebra mbuna) is the source of this 2911-nucleotide messenger RNA. It is a transcript of the gene rasl10a, whose product is annotated as RAS-like, family 10, member A. Gene Ontology annotation, molecular function: GTPase activity; GTP binding. Lineage: Eukaryota; Metazoa; Chordata; Actinopteri; Cichliformes; Cichlidae. The record is from RefSeq and is a predicted model, not a curated record.
AAUUGCGUUUAUUGCUCAGCUUUGUCUGUGGUGCUCCGCGGUCAGCCGUGAUUGAUUCGAACACACCCCCCCUCGCGUGCCCCGGGACCCUGUCCGGUCAUAAGUCACCUCACAGGUAUGAUGUUCAGUCCUGCGCCGCCUCUCCGUGACCCUGGCGCGGAGAUGAUGUAUAGUGUGUGGCCUCUUCCACAGCUAUUUGUUUGCGGCGUAUGGGAGCUCAAAGCUUUCGCACGCCUUGUGCACUACGUGAUCCUAUUGGACGAGCGGGGCAGUGGAUAUUGCAAAUGAUGAUGAGGGGGGGAGAGAGGGGAGGAGGUGGAGAGCUCCUGUCUUUCCAACGGCAGACACGCAGCGCUCCUUAAGACUCCAGAUGCCUUUACAGAAUACGCGCCGCUGUUUUCUGUGCGAGUUGCCUCUCCUGUCUUAAAUCGAUCGUUGUGUUAUCGAAAACCAGAAGAUUAUGGGGAUCGCGUAUUAUGCGGGAACACGUGGAAAGCUUAUGAGACGAGCGGCUGCGCGCCCGUCCUCAUUGUGAUGGAGGAGCGCGGUGGUGCAUCGCUGGGGAUGAGUGAGAGGUGCGGAGGAGAUAAUCAACGAAGACACUGAGAGCUGUGCGUUUGGACAAGGUCAUCGGAGCCCAGCCUUGGCAGGAUUAUGUCCAUGUGGAGGCGGCAAGGGCGGACUUUUAUGCUUCCUCUCCGGGGACGAGGUUGCCUGGGGUGUCCCCUGAAAACCAAGAGUUUCUCUCCUUGCGUUGGCUCACAGAGGCGGCGAAGAGCCCAUCUAUUGGUGGCUGAGCUGUAUUUUUGACUAUCUGCGUGUCUUGGAGAUAAAAGUUUCCCCGCUCUGCUCGACGGGUGGGUGCUCUAUUCUCCCACCGACUCUUCUAUUGAACGCAGCUGAAGCCAGUUAAGGUGAUUUAGUGGGUGCUGGUUAAAGGGGCAGCGGCGGCGGGUGGGUUGAAUUCCACCAGAGAAACAGCAAGAAAAAAAAAAGAAAAGAAAAAAGACAAAAUAAAGAUUUAUUUUUUAAAAAGCGGCGGCCAGCUGUGUUUCUGGACUACCACAUCUGCCGUUGUUGUCGCCGCUGUCCAUGGUGCUGAACUCGGGCUCCAGGAAUGGUGGAGACGCUGAGUAUCGCAGUGAUCGGUGCUCCCGGAGUGGGGAAAACUUCUAUAAUCCGCCAGUUCAUCUAUAACGACUUCUCGGAGGUGUACACGCCGACCAGGACCAGAUAUGUGUACAGACCCUCCGUCAUACUGAACGGGAACAUGUACGAGCUGAAGAUUUUGGACGUCCCGCCGAUCUCCUCUUUUCCAUCAAGCUCCAGUCAGGAAUGGCUGGAUUUGCGCUGCAGAGGUGUUCGUAAUGCCAACGCAUACAUCCUGGUGUAUGACAUCUGCUGCGUGGAGAGCUUUGAAUACGUCAAAAUGAUCCGACAGCAGAUAGUAGAGAACAGGGAAGGUAGCAGCAGCGAGGUGCCAAUCCUGGUGGUGGGUAACAAGAGAGAUCUGCAGCGUCAGCGCUUCAUGCCUCGCAGGGCCGUGUCGGUUCUGGUGAAGAAGACAUGGAAGUGCGGUUAUGUGGAGUGCUCUGCCAAGUUUAACUGGCACGUAGUCCUGCUCUUCAAGGAGCUGCUGGGGAUUGCUGUGGCACGGGGGAUGCGCCAGAACCACACCUCCAUUCGUUUGCAGGGGGCGCUACAGAGGAAUCGCUGCACCAUCAUGUGACCCUCAGAGCUCCCUCCACCCCUGCCAACUCAGGAGUGGAGCGGCAGCAGAGAGAAGGACUUUCUAUCAAAAUGGCUGGGAAAAAUAACCCCGUGGCCUCCUGCUUUACUGAGCUGAUUUUUCUUAAUGAGGUUUAUUAGAUUCGUGCGCUGUAAAAGACACUCAAAUUACACACAUGGUCAUCCAACCACUUCCUAGUCAACUGUGUAGAAACAAGGAAGGAAAUGGGAAAAAGAAAGCAGGUGACAAACAAUACAAAAAGCAUAGCACAGAUAUGUUUCUCACAUCACAGGUCAACAUUUCAGGCUGCGCUUCCCAAUAUGAAAGGUCUGUCGCUGGGCCUGACAGGGCAGAAGCUGUGUUUGUGAGAGUCAAAGCGGACAGGCAGCAAUAUCAUCCAGUCUUCCUUUUGAAUUUGCCACACUCUGUAAGGUCAAAAGCAGAAGCUCACAUCUAACAUCACUGGAUUUAUUGGGAUUUGUGCAUGAGACCGACAGGCAAAAAGAUGGAAACGAUAAAAAGUGAGAGCGCUCAUUUUCUGCGCCAGUUAUCUCAAAAAGUACAUAGAUAGAUAUGGUUAGGUGGUGUUUAAUUUUAGAUUCUGAGAAGUAGCCAUGCAUUUUUGUUCUCUGCCCCAUCCUCUAUUAGAAUCUUGGCCGACAGUAAAAGCUGCUUGUUCACAGAAAGGCUGUUUUAAGGUUGUCUUGCAGCAGAAAAUGCUGCAGUCCCUUAUCAUGUACUGUAGGACUUUAAUCUGCUCCCUCCCCUCACUCAGUGUCUGUUUCUGAUGAAUACAUUAAAUCCAGGGAACGGGGAACCAGCAGGAGGCUCCGGAGCCUGAAACAAGAACCUGUGUGUGGAGUGCGUGUGUGUGUGUGUGUGUGUGUGUGUGUGUGUGUGUGUGUGUGUGUGUGUGUGUGUGUGUGUGUGUGUGAGAGAGAGAGAGAGAGAGAGAGAGAGAGAAAGAGAUGGAGAGAGGGAGAGGCAGGUUUAUAGUUGACAUUCAGGCAAGCAAAGGACAGACGCGGCAAGAUAACAGACAGAUGUUGAAGCACUGGAUUAGAAAGGAGCAAUAAACACACACGGGGAUGUCCAGACUGACUAUAUGUGCCACAUUAUUAUAUUAAAAAUGCCUCGCUACACACAGUCAAUGUAAUCCACUUGCGCUCCAGCAGAAAUACA